Nycticebus coucang (slow loris) is the source of this 1247-nucleotide messenger RNA. It is a transcript of the gene FGFBP1, whose product is annotated as fibroblast growth factor binding protein 1. Gene Ontology annotation, biological process: cell-cell signaling. Lineage: Eukaryota; Metazoa; Chordata; Mammalia; Primates; Lorisidae. Gene Ontology annotation, molecular function: growth factor binding. The record is from RefSeq and is a predicted model, not a curated record. The coding region runs from base 130 to 903 and encodes 257 amino acids. The transcript has 2 exons.
CCCCGAGCCAGUCAGCGUGGCUCCCGGAACGGCACCGCAGCCGGGACAGCGGCAGCCUGCACUGCACCCUCACAUCUGGGACCGCACUGGACCUGAGUACUCAGUGCAAGGUGCCGCCCAGCUGCAGCCAUGAGGAUCCAUAGCCUGAUCCUGUUUUUUCUCCUCCUGGGCACUCAGGUGCUCUUAGCAGAGGGGAAAAAAAAAGGAAAGAAUGAACAUCACAGUAAAGUGGUCUCAGAGCAAAAGGACACUCUGGGCAAUUCCCAGAAUAAGCAGAGAAACAGGACAGCCAAGUCCAAAGGCAAGUUUGUCACCAAAGACCAAGCCAACUGCAGAUGGGCUGUGACUGAGCAGGAGGUGGGCAUUACCCUCAAGGUGCAGUGCACCCGAAUGGACCGUGAGUUCUCCUGUGUCUUUGCUGGCAAUCCAACCUCGUGCCUGAAGUUCCAGGAAGGGAGGGUCUAUUGGAAACAAGUUGCCCGAAGUCUGAGCUCACAGAAGGACAUUUGUGGACAAUCCAAGGCUGUUCUGAAGACCAGGGUAUGCAGAAAGACGUUUUCAGAAUCCAAUCUCAAGCUGGUGAGCUCCAGUCUGCUUGGGAACGUGAAGUCCAGGAAGGAGAAAAUAGAGCUGUCUCCCAGGGAGCAUCCCAAGGUCAAAGAGGGCACCACCUCCAGACCAGCACUGACCCAGACAGAGCUGUCUCCCAGGGAGCAUCCCAAGGUCAAAGAGGACACCACCUCCAAACCAGCACUGACCCAGCCCACGGCCGCCAAAGCUGGGGAGUGUUUGGAAGACCCGGACGUAGUGCAACAGAGGAGGAGCGCCCUGGAGUUCUGCGGGGCGUCCUGGAGCUCCCUCUGCAUGUUCUUACUUAGCAUGGUACAAAGCACGUCGUGCUGAUGUCGUGUCCUAAGCCCCUGUCUGCUGUAAAGCUCUCCACGUUCCCCGUGAGAUACGAACUUUUCUACUAUGAGAGGACAGUGGAAUAUUUAAACAUAUUUUGUAAUGUUCGUUUUGUUUUUUGGAAUUUGCUUUCUGUUCACUUUCUCGGAUGUAAUUUUUGGAGGCCGCUCAGCCCACUGCACAUUUGCACGGCUGUGUAGCACGCAGCGUGGCGUGUAGCAGCACAGGCCUGUCUUUGAGUUGAUCAAGCCAGAGAGAUGGUUCCUAUGCAAAGGACUUUCCGCCAAAUUGACAAAGCUAAUAAAGCUCUGGGUGUUUUCAAAAGAGCAGUCACCCAUUGU